Molecule: messenger RNA, 1762 nt
Organism: Paramecium octaurelia
Lineage: Eukaryota; Ciliophora; Oligohymenophorea; Peniculida; Parameciidae
Source: the annotation of a GenBank genome assembly
AUGAAUAAUUAAUCAUUAGCUAAAAGUGCAGUGGAACGAUUAAACCAAAGCAAUUUUUAAGCUUAAUAGCCUUAUGAAUUUGAGAGCAAAUAUCAGUAGGAUCAAAAGGAAUUACCCAAUCCUACUAAAUUUGAUUUAGAUGUUAUGCUGAAAUUUCUAGAUGAAGUAGAUUCAAGUGUCAAACAAACUCAUGAAUAUAAAUCCAUAAUUCAGAAGUACAAAUUGUCAACAUCUAAAUUUUGUUUAACUAUGGAGUAUUAUUUUGAUCUCAUAUAUUAGAAAUGAUUAUUUGAAUAAUUUGCCAAAUGAAAAGAAGAUAUAAAUUUAUCGAGAUGUAAUAUAUCGAUACUUAUUAAAGAGAUUUCACGAAUUUAUGAUCAUUAAGAAGAGGCAAUAGAGUUAAAGGAUAAAGUUCGAAAGAUUAUAACAUAUAAAUUAGAAGAUAUGAGGAGAAACACAGUAUAUAAUAUAUAAUAUAUAAAGAGAGAAUCCAAAUGGGGGCUGACAUUGAACUUACUACAACUAUUGUUAAAUAAGAAUAAGGGGAAUAAAGACAUUUUUGAUUUAUUUUAAAAGAAACUGUUGCCACCUGAUGUUAGAUAGUUAGUGUGGAAAUUUUGUUUAGAAAAUAAAUAAAUCAGCGAUGAUUAUAGUCGUCUAUUAGGGAAGGCAAGAAUGUUAACAAUGUCAAGAUUUGAUGUUUAAAUUAUCAAGGACACAGAACAGAUAGUGAAAUAAAUGACUAAGCCUGAUCAAUUCGAUGGCAAUAUGAUUUUUGCAAUGAAAACCAUUCUGAGUUACUACGAAUUAAAAUAAGAUAGAAUUCUUACUGAUUAUUUAUACUUGAUAUGUAUUCCACUUGUCUUUGUUUUUGGUUCGAGUAAGCAUCUACUUAAAAUACCAACUGAAUUGAUUGGAUAUUUUUACUCAUUAUAAUUGAUAGUACAAUUCUUUGAUCCAUUGGUCGAUUUGAUUGUUAGACAUGAUGAAAAGUAUGAAUCAGAAAUGACUGAUUUAUUUAUGAAUAGUGUUAAUGUUUUAGAUGAAGAAUUAGCCUUAAAGUUUUAGAGUGUCCUUAACCUAAAGAGUCCAACUUAAAGAUAAAUGUUAGUCAUAAUAAUAAAGAGAUUUGUACAUUCUCUUGGAUUUGCAUUUUUACCCUUAGACGUAACAUUGUUUAAUAUCGAUUAAAUGAUUAUGAAAGUAGUCAAGAAUAAAUUAGAAAUCUUUAUCAAUAUGGGAAUUAUGUGCUUUUGUAUAAGAAAAGAUAUCCUGGCUUGCAAGACUUGGGAUUAAAUUGUUGAUGUCUUUUAUACAAAGGCAAAGUUGAUUACUCUUCAAUAAUAUCAUGAAUACUAUUAGGAUGUGUACAAGAAUGUUAAAUUUUAUGUUUCACCCUAUGAUGUAGACCCAUUUAAAGUAAAUAGAAAUGCUGAAUUUGCAACAGGUAUAUCAAUUUAUUGAUGUAUAAUUAGAUCCGUUGGCUGAAAUUAUUGAGAAAUAAUAAGACAAAGACAUUAAUGCAUUCAAAAAGAAGUGGUUUGAAGGUAAGGAAUUAUAUGAAGACGAUGAUCCCAAUUUAGCUAGAUAUUAACAAUAGCAAUAAUUACCUAAUAAGGAUAAAGCAAUUAAAGAUAUGAAGAUGCAGGAUGCAAUGAAAAAUGUGUAAAUGCAGCAAAAACCAACUCAGAAACUAGGGAUGGUACCUGUUUAGGAUUCAGAUGAAGAAGAAGACCUAUUUGAUGGAAUGGAUGAUUAAUGA